Pseudoliparis swirei is the source of this 1213-nucleotide messenger RNA. Its product is annotated as junctional sarcoplasmic reticulum protein 1. NCBI's taxonomy places the organism in Eukaryota, Metazoa, Chordata, Actinopteri, Perciformes, Liparidae. The coding region runs from base 68 to 769 and encodes 233 amino acids. The transcript has 6 exons. The record is from RefSeq and is a predicted model, not a curated record.
GGAGUUAAGGCCACCAAGAGCAGAUCCUCCUCCACAGAAGCCUGUUCGACAGAUCCUCAGACCAGAAAUGUAUGCAACAAGAAAAGUCAGAGAGGAACAGCAACCGAGAGCAGAACCCAAGAUGUUCCCCAGGGAGCCCAGCUUCCCCAGAACAACAGCCUUACGCAAAGCCCCGUCCAUCCAAAACGUGACCAAGAUUGAAAAGCCGUGGGAAAAUGUCACCCUCAACCGCUGUCUGUUUGUGGCCAUCACCAUCCUGGUGCUCACCUCAGGCGUUCAGAGGCUUCAUGAAACCCUGCGUGGUCAGGGGGCAGCGGAGGAGGAAGAAGUUGAACUGACAGUGAGACGGACAGGCACAUUACGACAGAGGAGACAACCACCAGAGCCAGAGACCACUCUUUGGGAGGUCAUGUUUUGGUGGCUGCCAGACCUCGAUGAUGAAGAGGAGGAUGGCGAUGAUGAUGAGGAUGAAGAUGAUGAACAAGUCCAAAUUGAAGAGUCAAAGAGAGGAGCGGCUGCACGAGCACCGAGAGGUCUCAGAAAUAAGCCACUGCCGGACAAAAAUCUCAUGAAACAACGAGAGGGGAAAUUUAAGGAAAGGAAAGGCAAAAAAGACAAGGCUGAAGAAAUCAGAGACAAGAAAGAAAAAGACAAAAAGGAGGAACUCGAAAGAGCAGCAGAUGAGGAUGGAGAAGAAGAAGAGGCACAGCCCGAGAAGAAUAAAAAGCUGGAGGGAAAGAAAAAGAAGAAAAAGACUCAGAAGAGAUGAGUGGAUUCUUUCUACCGUGGCAGAUGGCACAAGUUGUUUCUUAUCCAUUUCCACCAGAAUUGAUUUGAUAGUAUUUAUGAGGGUGGUACUGUUGAAUUCAAUAAUAGAUAGCCUCCGUCAAAACUUUUAAUUACCACCAGACUUGAAAUGUUGUUGCCUUGCAUAGCAUAUGUGAUUCUGUGUAAUGAAACACUGAGUUACCUGUGAACAGUUGCAUUUCAUUUAAUCUUCUUGCGGUUUUAUCUUAAAAAUCCAUGUGAUUGUUUGAUUGCUUUUACUUUUGAAAGAUCUACAUCUUUAAUGAACUGCAGUUUAUCAAUAUGACGUUGCAAGAAGGUAUUGAACGUGGCAAACUAAAGAUUGAGGUUGUGGAUUAUGACCCCCCAGUAAAGUAAAGCUUUUAUCCAGAUUGGAAACCUCCAUCUAGAUAUUUUAAGAACUGCA